Molecule: messenger RNA, 252 nt
Organism: Colletotrichum chrysophilum
Lineage: Eukaryota; Fungi; Ascomycota; Sordariomycetes; Glomerellales; Glomerellaceae
Exons: 2
Coding region: 1-252 (83 amino acids)
Biological process (GO): nucleoside triphosphate catabolic process
Cellular component (GO): cytoplasm
Molecular function (GO): nucleoside triphosphate diphosphatase activity
Source: RefSeq, a predicted model, not a curated record
AUGGCGACGCCACCGGUUGUUAACUUUAUCACUGGCAACGCCAAUAAGUUGCGCGAGGUCAAGGCCAUCCUCGAACCGGCCAUCGUCGUGCAAAGUCAAGCGAUAGAUUUGGAUGAAGUCCAAGGCACUGUUGAAGAGGUCACGAUCGCGAAGUGCCGUAAGGCUGCAGACACGGUUCAGGGUCCUGUUCUAGUCGAGGACACAUGUCUUUGUUUCAAGGCUCUCAACGACCUCCCUGGUCCCUACAUGUAG